Messenger RNA from Mytilinidion resinicola, 1382 nucleotides. Its product is annotated as RTA1-domain-containing protein. NCBI's taxonomy places the organism in Eukaryota, Fungi, Ascomycota, Dothideomycetes, Mytilinidiales, Mytilinidiaceae. The record is from RefSeq and is a predicted model, not a curated record. The transcript is spliced from 3 exons. Gene Ontology annotation, cellular component: membrane. Bases 64 to 1236 code for a protein of 390 amino acids.
UCUCACAAUCGUCAUUCAUUCUGCCAUCUCAUCUUCCAAUCAACACUCAUAACGCCCAUCGCCAUGACUUCCACAAUCUCCCACAUCGCAACCAGGACAACUUCCACAGCUACCCCGUCUUGUACAACAGCAGUACCCGGCAAGUACGGCUAUGUCGACCCUACCGCCUGCAAUGCAAACUAUGCGUUUAGCCCAAGCUUCACCGCCGCCAUCGCCUUCUCUGUGCUAUUCGCCAUCGUCACAGCAGUCCAGGUCACACAAGCUUUCCUCUUCAAGAAGGGAUUCUGCUGGGUCAUGAUUAUGGGAUGUUCCUGGGAGUUGGGAUCCUUCGUCACACGAGCACUGGGCUCCCACAACCAGCAAUCUGGAGCUCUCGCUUUGAUCAAUCAGCUCCUUCUGUUACUCGCUCCACUAUGGAUCAACGCUUAUGUCUACAUGACCGCGGGACGUCUUAUCUGGACCUUCCAUCCUGAGAGGAAGAUAUGGAAAAUCAAAGCAAUGUCUAUUGGGAAAUACUUCGUCUGGCUGGAUAUCUUCUCCUUCAUUGUCCAAGGCAUCGGAGGCACUAUGCUCCAACCGAGCGCGUCUGCCAACCAACAGAAGCUCGGAAAGAACGUCUACAUGACCGGAGUGGGCGUGCAAGAGAUCUUCAUCGUUUUGUUCACCAUCCUCAUUGUCCGAUUCCAGAUCGAGAUGAUGCGACUCGAGAAGUCGGCGAUGAUACCUAGGACUCGAAAGUGGUUGUUGCUCACCGGAGCCCUUUAUGCAGCCUUGGCUUUGAUUACCAUGCGCAUUAUCUUCCGCCUCAUCGAAUUCUCUCGUGGUAUGACCGAAUCAAAUCCUCUCCCAUACCAUGAAGUCUAUCCUUUGGCCCUGGACGCAUCACCCAUGCUGCUAGCCAUUACCAUUCUCAGUGUGAUCCACCCCGGCAUGGUUCUCAAGGGACCCGAAAGCGAGUUGCCAUCUCGCAAAGAGAAGAAGCAGAUGAAGAAGGAGAACAAGGAAACUAAGAAGGCCAUGAAAGCGGCAGGGAAGUCUGGCAAGCUUGGGUAUGGAACCGAGUACUCGCCCCUCGGCGGGUACAGCUCACAGAACCUUACGAACGACGUGGAGCUCGAGGUACCGCACGAAAACAGGUUCUUGAGAGACGGAUAUAGCUCCCCCAACCACUCGAGGGACCAUUCGAGGGACAAUUCUGGAGACAACUUAGGAUACUACUCCGGGCCGCCCGUUUGAUACGGUGGUUGAUUGUUAUGGCGUAAUCAUAGAUGGGCGAGGAGCUUAGAGUCUCACGAGGAAUUUGGUGCUUUCGGCGUUUUGGGCGUUGUGGAAAGUCUUCAUUUGUUUGAGCGGUAAUGGAACAUCACUAGAGCAAUGAUAGC